Molecule: messenger RNA, 1554 nt
Organism: Ilex paraguariensis (yerba mate)
Lineage: Eukaryota; Viridiplantae; Streptophyta; Magnoliopsida; Aquifoliales; Aquifoliaceae
Source: the annotation of a GenBank genome assembly
UCCACUGGGAAAUAUUUUACUAGGUCAGGGGUUCAGAGGAUUGGGUUCGCUUUGAGUAAUCAAACUUACAAGCCUCCUGAAGAGUUUGGACCCUAUUAUUUUUUAGCGGCACCAUACAUCUUCGACGACGGACAUCGAGGAACUUCUAUCAGCUCGAAUAUAAUUAUUGGAAUAGCAAUUGGCUGUGCCAUUUUGGUCCUGGUCCUUGUGGGGCUAGGGAUAUAUGCUGUUCAGCAAAAGAAACGUGCUGAGAAAGCCAUUGGAUUGAGCAAACCAUUUGCUUCUUGGGCUCCUAGCGGCAAAGACAGUGGAGAUGCACCACAACUGAAAGGAGCUAGAUGGUUCUCUUAUGAUGAACUCAAGAAAUGCACCAAUAACUUCUCUGAUAAUAAUGAGAUUGGAUCUGGAGGCUAUGGCAAGAGGAAUGCUCUCUAGCGGGCAACUCGUUGCAAUCAAAAGAGCUCAACAAGGUUCCAUGCAAGGUGGGCUUGAGUUCAAGACUGAAAUUGAGUUGCUUUCACGGGUUCAUCACAAGAACCUUGUUGGCCUCGUGGGGUUUUGUUUUGAACAAGGAGAACAGAUGUUAGUAUACGAAUAUAUGCCUAAUGGGACACUUAGAGAAAGUUUGUCAGGGAGAUCCGGCAUUCAUUUAGAUUGGAAGAGGAGGCUUCGUAUUGCCGUUGGUUCAGCCAGAGGACUAACUUAUCUACAUGAGCUUGCAAAUCCUCCUAUAAUUCACAGAGAUAUCAAGUCCACCAAUAUUCUGUUGGAUGAACAUCUAACAGCAAAGGUUGCAGAUUUUGGCUUGUCUAAGCUAGUAUCAGACAGUGCAAAAGGGCAUGUGUCAACUCAAGUUAAAGGCACACUGGGUUAUCUCGAUCCAGAGUAUUAUAUGACUCAGCAAUUGACAGAGAAAAGCGAUGUUUACAGUUUUGGUGUGGUGAUGCUUGAACUGAUAACCGCUAAGCAGCCAAUCGAGAAGGGAAAAUACAUAGUCCGUGAGGUGAGAACGGCAAUGAAUAAGAAUGAUGAGGAGACUUAUGGCUUGAGGGAGAUAAUGGAUACAUCCAUUAGAAGCAUGGCAAAUCUUAUAGGGUUCGGGAGGUUUCUGGAGUUGGCAAUGCAAUGCGUGGAAGAAUCAGCUGCAGACCGUCCAACUAUGAGUGAAGUAGUUAAGGCACUCGAAACCAUUCUACAGAACGAUGGGCUGAACACGAACUCAACAUCUGCCUCCUCAUCAGCCACAGACUUUGGAUCAAUGAGAGGAGCUCCUAAACAUCCCUACAACGAUGCUCUGCCUAAAAAGGAUGUUAAUGAAAGUGAUGCCUUUGACUACAGCGGUGGUUACACACUUUCAACAAAAGUAGAACCCAAGUAGGAGAUGUAUGCUCUUUCCUGACUUUCUUUCUUGCUUGUAUUGUUUUAUUCUUGGAGAACCCUCGAUAGAAUUACAAAGUUUGUUCUGUCUAUCUACAACGUUUGUUGUCUAUCAAAAUUGGAAAUUGCUGUUAAAGCUUAUAUAGAGUUUCUAACUCCUUACUUGUGGCAAAAGCC